AUGGUCCCCAACGAAGCCCCUCAAUAUAUGGGGAUUGUCCGGCUGCUUCGGCAUUUUGGAUGGACAUGGGUGGGGCUUUUUGUUGUGAACGAUAACACUGGAGAACAUUUCUUGCAGACCCUGGAACAGUACUUUUCCCGGAAUGAAAUAUGUGCAGCCUUCACAGAACGACUCCCACAACAAGCACAUAUGUAUGAAUGGGACAUUAUUUAUGAUAUCGCCUCUAAUAUAUAUGCUCAUUUCACAGAUGAUAAUAAAGCCAGGACUUUCAUUCUGUAUGGAGAAAACUUGACCAUUACAUGGUUGAAAACUGUUAUGUUUCUGGGAGAUCCUGCAAACAAGAACAGCACAGUGUUUGGAAAGGUGUGGAUUAUGACAACACAAAUAGAUUUCAUGCUAACAGGCCUUCAAAGAACCUGGGAUUUUCAGCUGUUCCAAGGUGCCAUUUCGUUCACAAUUCACUCAAAAGAUCCAUUAGGCUUCAAAGAAUUUAUUCAGACUGUAAAACCUUACUGGAAUAAGGGAGAUGGCUUCAUUAAAGAUUUCUGGGAACAAGCAUUUGACUGUUCAUUUCCAAACCCUGGGAUGCCAACAAGGGCAAAUGGAAGUUGCACUGGGGAGGAGAAGCUAGACAGUCUUCCUGGAUCUCUGUUUGAAAUGGGCAUGACUGGCCACAGCUACAGUAUCUACAACGCUGUCCAUGCUGUGGCUCAUGCUUUGCAUUCCAUGUACUCAUCUAGAUCCCAGCACAGAGCAAAGGGGAACAAUGGAAGAGUUGAACUUCAGGAUCUGCAGCCGUGGCAGCUCCACUCAUUUCUUCAAGGCAUUUCAUUUAACAACUCAGCAGGAGAAAUAAUGUUAUUUAAUGAUAAAAGGGAAGUGGCAGGAGGAUUUGACAUUGUGAACAUGGUCACAUACCCAAACAGGUCCUUCCAGAGAGUGAAAGUUGGAAGUGUGGAUCCCAGUGUCCUUAAAGGAAAAGAAUUUGCCAUUAAUGAAGAUCUAAUCGUAUGGCACAGAGUUUUUAACCAGACACUUCCUGUUUCUGUCUGCAAUGACCACUGCCAGCCUGGUUAUCAGAAGAAAAGGAAGGAAGCGGAAAAAUUUUGCUGCUAUGAUUGUGUGUCAUGCCCUGAGGGGAAGAUUUCAAACCAGAAAGACAUGGGUUACUGUUUCCAAUGUCCAGAAGAUGAAUAUUCAAGCAUGGAUAGAAAUGGAUGCAUCCCCAAAACAAUAAACUUCCUGUCUUAUGAUGAAACUAUAGGGAGCAGUUUGGCUUCAGUUGCUAUUUCUUUUUCCCUGAUCACAGCUUUGGUAUUAGCAAUUUUUAUUAAGCACAGAGAUACCCCGAUUGUCAAAGCCAACAACCGGGACCUCACCUACACACUCCUCAUCUCCCUCCUGCUCUGCUUCCUCUCCUCUUUGCUAUUCCUUGGCAAACCUGUGAAUGUGACCUGCUUUCUCCGACAGCCCGCUUUUGGCACCAUCUUCUCAGUGGCUGUUUCUUGUGUGCUGGCAAAGACCAUGAUUGUUUCUCUAGCAUUCAUGGCCACAAAGCCUGGAUGGAGGAUGAAGAAAUGGGUGGGUAAAAGACUAUCAAACUCGAUUGUCCUUUCCUGCUCACUCAUUCAAGCAAGUAUUUGUACUCUCUGGUUGGCAUCCUCUCCACCAUUCCCUGAUUUAGAUGUGCAUUCAGUAACUGAAGAAAUCGUUGUGCAAUGUAAUGAAGGGUCAGUUGCCAUGUUUUACUGUGUCCUUGGCUACAUGGGCCUCUUAGCCUUUGCUAGUUUCAUUGUGGCAUUCCUGGCCCGCAAGUUACCAGACAGUUUUAAUGAAGCCAAGUUCAUUACAUUCAGUAUGCUGGCAUUUUGCAGUGUGUGGGGCUCCUUUGUUCCAACCUACCUGAGCUCAAGAGGAAAAGACAUGGUGGCUGUGGAGGUCUUCUCCAUCUUAGCCUCCAGUGCUGGGUUACUGGGUUGCAUCUUUGCCCCUAAAUGCUACAUCAUUGUGCUGAGACCUGAAUUAAACAGCAGAGAGCAACUAAGGAGAAAGAAGUAA
Messenger RNA from Rhineura floridana, 2058 nucleotides. RefSeq names its product vomeronasal type-2 receptor 26-like. Gene Ontology annotation, cellular component: membrane. The coding region runs from base 1 to 2058 and encodes 685 amino acids. Lineage: Eukaryota; Metazoa; Chordata; Lepidosauria; Squamata; Rhineuridae. The transcript is spliced from 4 exons. Gene Ontology annotation, biological process: G protein-coupled receptor signaling pathway. Gene Ontology annotation, molecular function: G protein-coupled receptor activity. The record is from RefSeq and is a predicted model, not a curated record.